This is a messenger RNA of Gigantopelta aegis, 3087 nucleotides long. RefSeq names its product axonemal 84 kDa protein-like. Bases 83 to 2320 code for a protein of 745 amino acids. The record is from RefSeq and is a predicted model, not a curated record. NCBI's taxonomy places the organism in Eukaryota, Metazoa, Mollusca, Gastropoda, Neomphalida, Peltospiridae. Gene Ontology annotation, molecular function: microtubule binding; beta-tubulin binding. Gene Ontology annotation, cellular component: axoneme. The transcript is spliced from 19 exons.
UGCCUGACGUCAUCAGUUUCGAGUAGGUCUAGGAUUAGUUGGAAUAGCAGAAAGAAGUAGGCCUAUUUGUUACUUUAGCAAAAUGGUGAAGAAAAAAACACCGGGUAAGAAGAAAACGUUGCUGUUCGACUUCAAUAAACCCAACAAAGGAAAACCAAAGCUGUCAAAAGCUGAAAAGGAAAAACUAAAACGUGAAGAAGCAGAAAGGAAAGCUGAAGAAGAAGAACAAGCAAGACUUGCUGCUAUUGAAGAGGAAAAGAAGCGAAAGGAAUUAGAAAAACAAGAGGCAUCUGAAAGAAAAAAAUUGGAAAAUGCUCAAAGAAAGAUACGCAAAACCCAGAUGUCUGAUUUGGAUGAACUUCUUCAGAUCAAUAAGAUGGCCCUGAAAGACAAGCAUGACUUACGCAGGAAACAAGAGAAGUGGGCGCGCUACCUGCGAUGUGAUGGCUCCCCAGACCCGACAGUUCCGUGGGAAAUCAACACAUACAUCAACCUGAAGAUGGAGGAAGCCAGCAGAAACGAUGCUGAUUCCGUCCUCACAGACAGUGAGAUGGAUCUGAAGUUGAUUGACGAGCUACAGUACAUGCUGGAUGACACACCUCCUGAUGAGAUCACAGAGAGAGAACUGGCUGCAAGCAAAGAGACGAUCGAGGAGCUGCAGAACUUAGUGAAGACGAAGCUGGACCUAGCCACGCUGCAGGUGUUGUGUGACGCGACCAGCCUGCAGGACUCUGAGACCAACAAUCUGCAGUACUGCAAGGACAACUCAGCCAUCUGUCUCUGUGUCUGGGGAAACCUCAGCAAGAAUCAAAGAAUUAAGACCUAUGAGUUUUCCAACAAAGGUUUCACCUUUGACAUUCCACGAACCUUGGCCCUGACUAACUGUGCAAUUAGAGUUCUGUUCACGAAGUUCGAUCACUGGUCACCUCAGUGCAAAGCAUUCUUGCCUAGACCAAAGAUAAAAGAACCUGAAGUUCCGGAAGUGGUGGUGGAGGAGGAAGUGAAGGAGGAGGUGCCGGAAGAGACGGAGAGCCCGGGGGAGGAAGGGGAGCAGCAGGAGGAGCAGGAGGCCGAGGUGGAGAAAGACAACACCAUGGACCUGUUGAGUCAGCUACAAAAUUUUGGGAAGGAGGAGGAGGAGAAGCCUGAGGAGGAGGAGACCAAGGAGGAGGAGGUUGAGGAGGAAGAGGAGGACUAUGAGGACCGAGUAACACCAGAGCCUGUGGAGUGGCUGGACUUUGAUGAGUUUGACGACGUGCUGGAUCUGCGUGCAUUCCAUGUGAUUGGGGAGAUCAUCACCUUCAACCUGCUGGAGUUGCCUCCACAGCCGAAGACCGUCAACAAGUGGACCAUCACUACACUGGUGGACCCCCCUGAACUGAAUUACCUAGAAUACAAGGCUGAGCCAGCAGCUGCGAACCAGACCAAGGACCAAAAGGACUCGCACACUCAGGAGAAGCGAGAUGAGAAACCACCAGUGGGAAUCCAUAUUAAACUUCCAACAAACCAGGUUUACUUGGAGGAACCACAGAUUACUUGGUGGGACGACAAACACAAACUCUGGAGGCUUAAUGGAUUUUCAGACAUUGUAUAUAAUGAAGAAAAACGGACGCUUGAUUUCAAGACUAGUCGAUUUGGAACGUUGGCCCUGCUGCAGGAUGCUCACAUCAACAUGCCCUUCCAGUCGUGGGAGAUCCGGCCCCGCGGGUUGAACCGAGCGGUCCUCACCAUAGUGGCCGCCAUUGUAGAGAUUGAGAUAGAGAUAGAGGAUUCAACUUGCUGUUUGAGCAAAUCAACAGAGCUUCCAGAAUUAGCGCCUUUGAAGAACAUCCCAAUGAUUCCUAGAGACUUUAUCAAGGCUUUGCAGAAAGUUGGCAUGAACAUAUUUCCAGCUCCGGAUUCUUCAAAGUAUGUCACAAUACAAGACAAGCAUCUGGUGGUGGAAGAGAGGAUCUACGAAGAGAUGGCACUGGUCGCGUCGUCCAUGGCAUUUUCCUGGAGCAAGUGGAACAGCGAGGUCAACGACAAACAGAAGAUCAUCUUCCAGACGGCAGAACAUCUGUCCGACGAACGACUGCUGGAGGAGGACUGGAGUCUGUUCCAGGCGACGAAGCGUCAGGUGAUGAAACUCAAGAUGAAUGAGUUUGAUGAGCAAUACGUUGAAGAGUCGGCAGUAACCGAGUACCAUUCGAACAUGUACCACCUUGUAACGUACACAGGGUCAGAGGAAGCCGUGGACAGAAUCAAAUCAUCUAGUAUCGAGUUCAUUGACUGUGUCGAGCAGAUACUCAAAGCAACCAAAGUACUCACGUAUGCUUGAACCAAACUCGGUUGUAGUUUUAUGAUGACAACCUCAACUGCAACUUCAACAGUCACGACAGCAGUAACAACAAACAGCAGAGCAGCAUGUUUCUACUGUGACGCCCAUCCAGAUGUGAAAAUCAUUAGCACAAAGAUUUACUGUGAAAUAUUUAAAUCUUGAAAAAAUGCAACAAACUAUUUAUAUACUUAUCAGUUCUAUUAACAGCAAAAUGGUCUUGACAUAAAAGCAAUUACAUGUAUAUGAACUUUAAAGAUAUAAUAUUUUACAUUAACUUGAGAGGUGGGGGUUUAUGUUUGUAAAUUGAUAGGUAUGUGAGAUGUUGCAAGUUAAAUGUUAUUUGGUUACAACACUUUGACAUGCGGGUAUUUUAAAAUAAAUGUUAAUGUUCCCCAAAAGAUUUAAUGUGUGAAGAUAAUUUUCAUUGGUUACAACAAACUUGGAUUUUUUGAGAUCAUAAAUUUGGAAGCGUUACAUGUAUGUGUUGUGGGAUCAAUUUUCAUUGAUUCUGAGGUGUGGGGCUGGUGUAAGAUACAUUUUUAUUGGUUACAACAUAUUGGGAUGUGGGGUGGUAUUGUAACAUUAAUUUUCAUUGGUUAUAAAAAUUAAUUUUAAGUGUAGGGUAUGAUAAAAUAAAUUUUUAGUAGUUGUACCAAACCUGCUUGAUAAGUUUAUUCUGAAAAAUUGUAAAUUUAUGGAUAAGAUAAACUUUUUUAUUAUAUUUUAGGUGUGUGAAAAACAAAUGAAUAAAUUAUUAUUUACUUUUA